This is a messenger RNA of Tarenaya hassleriana, 803 nucleotides long. RefSeq names its product ubiquitin-NEDD8-like protein RUB2. The transcript has 3 exons. Gene Ontology annotation, biological process: protein ubiquitination; modification-dependent protein catabolic process. Gene Ontology annotation, cellular component: cytoplasm; nucleus. Gene Ontology annotation, molecular function: ubiquitin protein ligase binding; protein tag activity. The record is from RefSeq and is a predicted model, not a curated record. Lineage: Eukaryota; Viridiplantae; Streptophyta; Magnoliopsida; Brassicales; Cleomaceae. Bases 159 to 632 code for a protein of 157 amino acids.
GCGUAGUUGUAACGCUUGCCACAUGACAGUGAUUCCUGUAUACGCAUAUACGUAUACGCGCAUACUUUUCGUGUCCGUGCGUGUGUGUGUAUAUACGGCCGAGAGGAACCGAUCGUGAGAGAGAAAUCUAAUUCAAGCGAAUUCUUCCGAGGUGAAACAUGCAGAUCUUUGUCAAAACCCUGACGGGGAAAACCAUAACCCUAGAGGUUGAGAGCAGCGACACCAUCGACAAUGUCAAAGCCAAAAUCCAGGACAAGGAGGGCAUACCACCUGAUCAACAGAGGCUGAUAUUUGCUGGUAAGCAACUAGAAGAUGGACGAACCCUAGCAGACUACAAUAUUCAGAAAGAGUCUACUCUCCAUCUAGUGUUGAGGCUCAGGGGUGGAACCAUGAUCAAGGUGAAGACACUCACAGGGAAAGAAAUCGAAAUUGAUAUCGAACCGACUGAUACCAUUGAUCGGAUCAAGGAACGGGUUGAAGAGAAAGAAGGCAUCCCGCCUGUACAACAAAGGCUAAUCUAUGCCGGGAAGCAGCUGGCGGAUGACAAAACGGCUAAAGACUACAACAUAGAAGGUGGAUCUGUUCUCCAUCUGGUUCUUGCCCUUAGGGGCGGUGGUGGUGCUCAACUCUAAAGCCUUUUUUAAGCAUUUGCUCCCACCUUCUUGUCUGAAGAACAUCCUCCCGUUCUGUCUAAUUUUCUGGGUAUUUGCCUUCUGUUAUUUCUGUUGAGAGAUGUGAUCAUCAUUGGUGUAUGGUUUAUGUCAAACAAAAAAAAAAGAAACUUGAUUGAUAAUGUUUUUUUU